GCGCCCUCUCAAGGCCGCGCUCUUAAGAUGGCUACCCGGCUCCACUUUCCUUGGUGCCCUCUCAGGGUACGGCAGGCGUUUGGCUCAACCCUUGCGUUUUAGCGCCAGCUCGACCUAGAAGGUGGGAGCAGCGGGCCGCCGGCCUUACGCGCGCCGUCUCUCGGGGCGGGGCGCCGGGCCCCUUCCGGGGAUGCGCCCCGGGGCUCGCGUCGGCCCAGCUCGGCCUCGGCUCCUCCCUGCACGGGCGGGCGCUGCGCCAUCUCCCCGCCCGUCAGUCCGCCCGGCGGGGCCGGCCGCAAACCGGGCCUGGGCAGCCGAAGGGGAGCUCUAAGCCCAGAGGCGUCGGGAGGCGUCGGUGCUGCUGCUGGCCCGCGGCGGGGCCGGGGCGGAAAGGCAGCGGCGUCAUGUUCUCGCUGAAGCCGCCCAGACCCUCCUUCAGGUCCUACCUUCUGCCGCCGGCUCAGACUGACGAUAACAUAAAUUCGCAGCCGAAGAUUAAAAAACUGGAGCCAGUUCUUUUGCCAGGAGAAAUUGUUGUAAAUGAAGUCAACUUUGUGAGAAAAUGCAUUGCAACAGACACAAGCCAGUACGAUUUAUGGGGAAAGCUAAUAUGCAGUAACUUCAAAAUCUCCUUUAUUACUGAUGACCCAAUGCCGUUACAGAAAUUCCAUUACAGAAAUCUUCUUCUUGGAGAACAUGAUGUCCCUUUAACAUGUGUUGAGCAGAUUGUCACAGUAAAUGACCACAAAAGAAAGCAGAAAGUUCUAGGCCCCAACCAGAAACUGAAAUUUAAUCCAACAGAAUUAAUUAUUUAUUGUAAAGAUUUCAGAAUUGUCAGAUUUCGCUUUGAUGAAUCAGGUCCUGAAAGUGCCAAAAAGGUAUGCCUUGCAAUAGCUCAUUAUUCCCAGCCAACAGACCUCCAGCUACUCUUUGCAUUUGAAUAUGUUGGGAAAAAAUACCACAAUUCAGCCAACAAAAUUAAUGGGGUAUCCUCAGAAGGUGGAGGAAGAGGAGGGAUUGGAGCUGGCAGCGGCACCACCAGCCAGAAAACUCCACUAUUUGAAACUUACUCAGAUUGGGACAGAGAAAUCAAGAGGACAGGUGCUUCCGGGUGGAGAGUUUGUUCUAUUAAUGAGGGAUACAUGAUAUCCACUUGCCUUCCAGAAUACUUUGUAGUGCCAAGUUCUUUAGCAGACCAAGAUCUGAAGAGCUUUUCUCAUUCUUUUGUUGGAAGAAGGAUGCCACUCUGGUGCUGGAACCACUCAAAUGGCAGUGCUCUCGUGCGAAUGGCGCUCAUCAAGGACGUGCUGCAGCAGAGGAGAAUUGACCAGAGGAUUUGUAAUGCAAUAACUAAAAGUCAUCCACAGAGAAAUGAUGUUUACAAGUUGGAUUUGGAGAAGACUUUGCCUAAUAUUCAAGAAAUACAGGCGGCAUUUGUAAAGCUUAAGCAACUAUGUGUUAAUGAGCCUUUUGAAGAAACUGAAGAGAAAUGGCUAUCUUCACUGGAAAAUACUCGGUGGUUAGAAUAUGUCAGGGCAUUCCUUAAACAUUCAGCAGAAGUUGUGUACAUGCUAGAAAGCAAACAUCUAUCUGUAGUGCUACAAGAGGAGGAGGGAAGAGACUUGAGCUGUCUUGUAGCUUCUCUUGUUCAGGUGAUGCUGGAUGCGUAUUUCAGGACAAUUACUGGAUUUCAGAGUCUGAUACAGAAGGAGUGGGUCAUGGCAGGAUAUCAGUUCCUAGACAGAUGCAACCAUUUAAAGAAAUCAGAGAAAGAGUCUCCCUUAUUUUUGCUCUUCUUGGAUGCUACGUGGCAGCUGUUAGAACAAUACCCAGCAGCCUUUGAGUUCUCCGAGACCUACUUAACAGUGCUGUAUGACAGUACUCGGAUCUCAUUGUUCGGCACCUUCCUGUUCAACUCUCCUCACCAGCGGGUGAAACAAAGCACAGAAUUUGCUAUAAGUAAAAAUAUCCAGUUGGGUGACGAAAAGGGCUUAAAAUUCCCCUCAGUGUGGGACUGGUCUCUUCAGUUCACGGCAAAAGACCGCACCCUUUUUCACAACCCCUUCUACGUUGGAAAGAGCAUGCCCUGUGUGCAGAAUGGCUCUGUGAAGUCUUUUAAGCGGACAAAGAAGAGCUACAGUUCUACACUGAGGGGAAUGCCAUCUUCCUUAAAGAAUGGGGUCAUCGGUGACCAAGAACUGCCCCCGAGGAGAAAUUCACCAAUAUUAAAACACAAGCCAGACCCACUUCAGCACACUGACAGUCACAACAGUGAUAUGGAACAGUAUUUCAGAGAGUGGUUUUCCAAACCAGCUGACCUCCACGGUGUGAUUCUGCCUUGUCUCUCAGGAGCACACAUAAAGUUGUGGAAACUGUGCUACUUCCGCUGGGUCCCUGAGGCUCAGAUCCACCUUGGGGGCUCCAUCACUGCCUUCCACAAGCUCUCCCUGCUAGUGGAUGAGGUGGACACGCUCAGCAGAAUGCUGCGGCAGCAGCGCAGCAGCCCCCUGGAAGCCUGCUAUGCAGAGCUGGACCAGAGCAGGAUGUACUUCAGAGCCCAAGGCCCACACAGCACCUCGGGGACACCUGAGUUCCUCUCCUCUUCAUUUCCAUUUUCUCCUGUCGGCAACCUAUGCAGGCGAAGCAUUUUAGGAACACCAUUAAGCAAAUUUUUAAGCGGGGCCAAAAUAUGGAUAUCUACUGAGACAUUAGCAAAUGAAGACUAAAAUGUAUUUUCAGAACAUGUUAAAGGAAGCUGUAACUUCCCUCUGAAUUGAAAUUGCUAACCUAGGCAUUUAAAACUUAAUAAUUUUAUAUAUAAGAAUAAUAGUUGAAAUUUGCACUAAUAUUUAAAACCUAUUGAAUCAUACUACCUUCGCAGGUAAUUUAAGAAAAGUGUAAUUUUGGUUUUUAUGUCCUAUUCCUGUCUUUACAGUUCUGGCUCAUUUUAGGUGAUGGCAAACGUUCCCCUUAUUCUUAUGACUGUGAUCAAACUAAUCAGGUUUUCUACAUUUCUUCUGUCUCUGUCCAUUUUUCCUACCACCUAUUAAAGGUUACCCAGUGCCUGGUCAGAAUAGCAAUCAAAAGGAAAGAGCAGGAAGAAGAGCAUUUUAGAUCACCUUGUGUGAGACCGUAGAUGACUGUGGUUUGAAAUCACGAGUUUGCUUUUAACUCCACGGGACUAACUUUAAAAUGACAUGCACUGUAACUUUAAAGCAUUCGUUGUAGACGAUAUAAUUAAUCUUAGAAGUGCCUUUGACAUUUAGAUACUGAGUAACAGAAAAAUAUAAUUUCACUUUUUAAAAUUAUACUCAGCAUAUUGGAUUUAGGAUUUUCAUUCCAAGCUUCAUACUUAUAGCCAGGAGUCUUCAAAGCCACGUUUCUGUCACUGUGAGCAUCACCAAGGACACAGUAGCUGGUGGGGUGCUGAUCCAAGAGGCUCUGCAGGCUUUCAGGUGACAAGGCGCAGCCCUCAGACCUCAGGGCUGCUCGGAGGCCUCUGGUUCCCAUCACCGUUUCCAGCCUGCUGAACUGCUGUGGGCACUUCCCCUUCAAGGUUACCAGUGAGGGCACAAGUCAGAGCCCUGGCCAGAAGCCCCUCUUGUCUCAAAGCUCUCAAUCCUUAGGAAUGGGGAACAUGGACUUACCUCAAAACACUGCCGCUUUGAUAAGGAGAGAAGUGCUCCUCUCCACACCCUUUCCUGACUUCGACAGCAAUAUUAAGAAGAGACAGAAGCUCACACGGGUGUACUCCUGGUCUGAAAUACCCUUGUUUUCAAACUGACCAGAAGCUGGCCAACUUUGUAAGGUGAAAGCUAAGCUCCCUGUGCAGUGACUCAUAUUUCAUGCCAUCCCUCUCCAAGUGCACACACAUCCAAUUAUUUCACUGUUAAGUUUCUUAAACUGCCAUCUUAAGAGCCCGAAAUUUUCUGUAAUGUCUCAUUUCCUUUUCUAAAACAUUUUUUCAAGAUAGCGUAUUUUGCCUUUAAGUGAGCUGAGAAUUAUUUGCCUUUUUAAAGUUGUUUGAUAAUGUCUCUGGAUUAAACAGAAGUUCUUAUACAGUGUCUUAGGAAAUUCAUCCUGUGGAUAAACACAAUGAUUUUGCCAGCUCGUUGCCUAGAAAAUAAGGGCUAUCUUCAGUUCAUAAAAAUAGCUUUAUUUCACUAAAGUUUUUUUUGGUACUGGGGAUCAAACUCGGGACCUUGUGCUUGCGAGGCAGGCAAUGGAACCACUGAGCUAAAUCCCCAGCCCUCUCACUAAAGUUUUUAUAGGCCUUGAUUGGAAACCAGCCUUGAUUGGCCUUAAAACACAGCAUUUCCUGCCAUUGAAAGUGUAAUUCUCCUUUUAUCAUUAAGCUGCUUUUUUAUUAUCACAAAUGUUUCUAAAUUUAGUUUUUGGGUUCACCAUUUCUCUAAUUUUCUUCCCUCUAUUUCAGUCCCUUUUUUAUAACUUUUUCUGAAUUUACAAGUUUAAAAAAGGUUAGGUACUAUUAAUAAUACUGUCUUAAAAUAGAAAGUUGCAUAUUUUUGUAUGAUAAAUGUAGUGAAAUACAGAUUUUUUGUUGAAUACCUGUUACAUAAUGAUUAUUGUGCCACAGUUUAUCGUACAUAAUAUGAAAAACAACUCUAACAGCCUUGUCCGGGCCACUGUGAAGCUGCUUGCUUCUCCUGCGAGCAGAGAUGUGGUGACGUGAAGUGUCAGUGUGGCUGCUGCAGAAACCCAAGGAGCUCAACACCCACUUUCCCGCAGGCUCGUGGACAGACGCCUGUGCUGAGGUCCAGGCAAAGCCCAGACAGCAUUGAACGUAAAGCUGUAGUGUCUUACCGCUUACGAUGGGAAUCAACUGGAAAACCAAGUGUCUAACUUUAUUUAAGAAAAGGAUAUUAAUUCGUACUAACAGGAGGUCAAAACUGUUUGACAGAAUUUGCAUGCUAUAGCAGUAACCUCAAGCAGAACUUGAUUUUGAGAGAAAAGUAAAACCUUUGUGCCUAAAACUGAUGACUUGAAGUAAAAUGAGCAGGAGAUGAGAGGUCUUGUUGUUCAGCGGAAUGAAUGUGAAGGAAAUUUUGACUGCUAAAUAAAAUUUCCACAGAAACUGUUUGUGGUACAUUUAUCAGUAUGAAAUUGUAAGAGCACAGUGGUUGAAAACUCAAAGGCAUCUUUCACCCAUAUUUGAGUGUCAAACGUGCGGUCUUUUUGCUUGCCCUCUAAAAUCGGGUAGUGAUAAAUACAAAAACUGAGGUGUAACUGCCUCCAAGGUCUCAGUCCAUGGACCCUGCAACCCUAAGUCCUGAGCCUCCAUCCGGAUAAAUCAUACCAUGGCCCUCCCCCACCCGAGACCCUUCUGACCACGGUGGCGGGUGGUCCUGCUUUGAUUAUGCCACUGGUAUAAAAAUUACCCCGAAGCUCAUUAUUAGGGAUGCUUCUGAGGAGAAGGCUGUGAAGGGACAACUGAUUUCGCAGACUGCCCAUGCCUUUGGUGAUCUACCCCAACUGGUGAGAGUAAGCGCUUGCAGAUGUUCUAAGAAGUUAAGCACCUUCAUAAGAAUUUGGUUUUUAAUUCCGAAGAAAUCAGAAUUUCUGCUCUUUCUGCCCUUCUUGGAAAAUCACAAGAGUAUUUAGUGACUGUGUGUGUAAACCAGUGCAGAAAUAUCUAAAUUUGAGAAUCUCUGUCUCGUGAUGGGUCUGUAGCUCAGUGGUAGACUGCUAGUUAAGCACAUACAAGGUCCUGAAUUUGUCCUCAGAACAGAAAAAAAAAAAGGUUUUAUCUCCAAAAUACUUAUUAGAAAUGUUAUUUAUACUACUUUUGUAAUAAAAGAUCUAAAGCUGUGAA
This is a messenger RNA of Heterocephalus glaber (naked mole-rat), 5833 nucleotides long. RefSeq names its product myotubularin related protein 10 (gene Mtmr10). Gene Ontology annotation, cellular component: cytoplasm; membrane. Gene Ontology annotation, biological process: phosphatidylinositol dephosphorylation. The record is from RefSeq and is a predicted model, not a curated record. NCBI's taxonomy places the organism in Eukaryota, Metazoa, Chordata, Mammalia, Rodentia, Bathyergidae.